AUGGAAGAAUCAUCUCAAGGACAUAAGCAAGUGGAGAAGACUUUCACACCUCCCUUGCCAUACCCUCAAAAGUUCAACAAGGAAACCAAGGAUCAACACUUCCCCAAAUUCCUUGAAGUUUUUAAGAAAUUGGAAAUUAACAUCCCCCUGGCCGAUGCAUUAGAGCAGAUGCCUCUAUAUGCUAAAUUCUUGAAAGAACUUAUCAAUAAAAAGAGAAGUUGGCAUGAGAAGGAAACAGUGCUUCUCACUGAAGAAUGCAGUGCUGUGAUUCAAAGGGGUAUUCCACCAAAGCUUAAAGAUCCAGGGAGUUUUGUAGUUUCAUGUACCAUAGGCAAGAUGACAUUAGACAAAGCUCUCUGUGAUCUUGGUGCUAGUAUCAAUUUGAUGCCCCUCUCAAUGAUGAGAAAGCUUGCCAUAGAAGAACUCAAACCUACUAGGAUGUCAUUGGUAAUGGCCGAUAGAUCAAUCAAGACACCCAAUGGCAUUGUGAAAAAUCUAUUGGUGAAGGUUGGAGAGUUUAUCUUCCCUGCAGAUUUUGUGAUUUUGGACACAGAAGUGGAAGAAAAUAAUUCAAUCAUUUUGGUAAGACCGUUUCUAGCCACAGCAAGAGCUAUUAUUGAUGUGGAGAAGGGAGAAAUGAUCUUCAGGGUGCACAAUGAGCAAAUGGUCAUCAAUGUUUUCAAAGCAAUGCAACACCCCCCUGAGCAAGAAGAUUACAUGAGAGUAGAUAUGAUAGAAAGUUUGAUGGAAGAAAUGUUGGAAGCCAAUCAUCAUGAGCAACAAAAAGAAGAAGGGGAAGAAGAUCAGGAGGCUUGGUGCACAACAAAUUGGAGGGCCAAAAGCAAGGUGGAGCACUCAGUUAGAUUAAUUAACUGA
Arachis duranensis is the source of this 876-nucleotide messenger RNA. RefSeq lists its product as uncharacterized. Bases 1 to 876 code for a protein of 291 amino acids. The transcript has a single exon. Lineage: Eukaryota; Viridiplantae; Streptophyta; Magnoliopsida; Fabales; Fabaceae. The record is from RefSeq and is a predicted model, not a curated record.